Molecule: messenger RNA, 1734 nt
Organism: Nerophis ophidion (straightnose pipefish)
Lineage: Eukaryota; Metazoa; Chordata; Actinopteri; Syngnathiformes; Syngnathidae
Gene: brms1lb
Product: BRMS1 like transcriptional repressor b
Exons: 10
Coding region: 6-1106 (366 amino acids)
Biological process (GO): negative regulation of transcription by RNA polymerase II
Cellular component (GO): Sin3-type complex
Molecular function (GO): histone deacetylase binding
Source: RefSeq, a predicted model, not a curated record
GGGCCAUGUUUUGCGUCCCCAGCUGUCUUGACGCGGUGUCGCUAACCGGUUAUCCGCCUCAGCGACAACGUCGUUUACACUCACGGUACACAUCGACGGCGGCAUUAACGGUGCGUGGCUCGCCAGUCGUGAUGCCGGUCCAUUCCCGGGAGAAGAAGGAAAACAACCACGAAGAAAUGGAGGUGGAUUUCCCGGAGCAAGACGCUAGCAGCACGGACGAGGAGGACACGGUUAGCACGUCCGUGUCUGAAGAUGGAGACAGCUCAGAUAUGGAUGACGAAGACUGCGAGAGGAGGAGGAUGGAGUGUUUGGACGAGAUGACCACGCUGGAGAAACAAUUCACAGACCUGAAGGAGCAAUUGUAUAAAGAACGUCUGAGCCAGGUAGACGUCAAGCUACAGGAGGUGAUGGCCGGAUGUGCCCAGGAGUACCUGGAACCUUUAGCCAACCUGCAGGAGAACAUGCAAAUCAGAACCAAAGUGGCAGGCAUCUACAAGGAGUUGUGCUUGGAGUCGGUGAAGAACAAGUACGACUGCGAGAUCCAGGCGGCCUGCCAGCACUGGGAGAGUGAGAAGCUGCUGCUUUUUGACACUGUGCAAAGUGAGCUGGAGGAGAAGAUAAGACGGCUGGAGGAAGAUAGACACAGCAUCGACAUCACCUCAGAGCUGUGGAAUGAUGGAAUGCAUGCCAGGAAAAAUAAGAAGAAGGAUCCAUUCUGUCCAAUUAAGAAGAAGAAGCCAGUCGUGGUUUCUGGGCCUUAUAUUGUUUACAUGCUGCAAGAUCUGGAUAUUCUUGAAGACUGGACCGCGAUACGCAAGGCCAUGGCAUCUCUAGGACCGGCCAGGGCGAAAGUUGAUGUUGUAUCAGCCAAAACGGAGCGACAGCACCACGUGGCCCGCUCUGAAGACGGAAGACUGUUCUAUGACAACCAGUGGUACUGCAGGGGCCAGGCCAUCUGUAUCAACAGGAAGGACGAGUGCCCCGCAAGCGCCGUCAUCACCACCAUCAACAAUGACGAGGUGUGGUUCAAACGACUGGACGGCACCAAGUCCAAGCUGUACAUCUCCCAGCUGCAGAAAGGCAAAUACACCAUCAAACACUCUUGAAACAGCCAAAGUGUGGUGUGCGCCAUCGCACCAUGCACCUCACCUUUAUUUGCACGCAAUGGGACCACCUGUUCACCAUCGAGGGAUGUGGUCCUCUGUACAUAUGUAUUUAUGUUGAUAGGGCAAAGUCACAAAGUGUCACGUCUGCACUAAGUCAAGAUUGCUGCUAAGACGGAGGGCGAUAAAGCGGCGCAAUGAUCCCUGGAGCUUAGUCCUGUGCCUUUCUGAGACCAGACCUUGGCUGAAUUACAACACCUGUGCAGAAAGCAAUCAAAAGACUGCGAGUGGGUUCAAACGGGUCAGUUCGUUUUUGCUGCUCCCUACAAUCCUGCCUGAUACGAGUGUGUGGGUGUGUGUGUGUGUGUGUGCGUGUGUGUGUGUGUGUGUGUGGGGUCAAAUAUUGCACAAGAUGAGGAGGGGAGAUUGUAGAUCAAUUAAGACAGGGGUGUCCAAACUUUUUCUAUUGACAGCACCCAGGGGCCAUUUAGACGUUUUUCAUUUUUAAAACCGUUACGGCUCCCUUCAAUUUCACAGAACACUAAAGGUCCCGCAGACCCAAAAGUGUCUUAGUCAUUAAAGUGUUAAAAAUAAGUCAUGUGUUAUAUUAAACACAUGACACAUAUAUAUG